CUUAAACCAUUAUGUCGUCAGAAGAGAACCAGUUCAACCUCCAGGGCUACAACAUCAUCACAAUCCUCAAGCGUUUGGAAGCUGCUACGUCGCGUCUUGAAGAUAUCUCGAUUUUCCAGACUGAGGCUCAGAAGAAUGCUGGAGAAAGAGCCAUCAGCUCGGGAUCUACCAAUUCCACUGCCUCAGGACCAAUCGGUGCAAUUUCGGGCCCAAAGGCUCCUGUUGCACCAUCCUCUGCUGGUGAAAGUGCUGCUGCUGUUGCUAAACCAAAAUCGGUUGUUGCAUUUGAAGCGUUCAUAAAGUCUAGCAUUGGACCCCUUGUGGAAAAAUCUAACCAAAUCGACCCAUUGGUUGGAGAGGCUGCUUCGCUACUCCAAGCUGCCUUUUCAGAACAGACUCGUUUCUUGGAAAUCGUUGCUAAAGCCAAAAAGCCCGAUCUUUCCAACUCCAACUUCGUUCAGGUAUUGACUCCUAUAAACAAGAAGGUCUCGGAAAUCAUCGGAUUGAAGGACACUAACAGAAGAUCCGAGUAUUUCAACCACUUGAACACCAUCGCUGAAGGUGCCUCUGUAGUCGGCUGGAUCGUUACUGACACUCCGGUAUCGGCUGUGCCUGAAUUCAAGGACUCGGCUAAGUUCUGGUCGGACAGAGUUCUUAAGGAAUUCAGGGAAAAAGACCAGAAACACGUGCAAUGGGUCCAGCUGUUUUUGGCCAUCUUUGACGACUUGAAGACCUACAUUAAGGAGUUCCAUACAACUGGCCCAGCCUGGAAUAACGCUUCUGGUGUCUCCUUUGAAGAAGCCUUGGAAUCGGUAGACUCUUCUUCUUCUUCUGCUGCUGCUCCUGGGGCAGCUGGUGGGGCUCCUCCACCACCACCACCUCCACCACCACCUCCAGCAUCUCUUUUUGAUGAUUCCAAGCCUAAGGAAGCUCCUGCUGGUGGAAUCAAUGCCGUCUUUGCUGAAUUGAACCAGGGUGAAAACAUCACUUCUGGACUCAAGAAGGUUGACAAGUCAGAAAUGACUCACAAAAAUCCUGCUUUGAGAGCCCAAGCACCAGCAGUGGCCAAAAAACCGGCUCCGCCAAAGAAACCAUCCAGUUUAUCGUCGUCUGCUGCUAAAAAGCCAGCACAGAAGGAGUUGAUCGAUGGAACAAAGUGGAUCAUCCAGAAUUACACUGCAGCCGAUGUCGCCGACGGCAGUCCAAUUGUGAUUGACGUAGAGAUGCAUCAGUCAGUAUUCAUUGGUAACUGUGAUGGUAUCACUAUUCAACUCAAGGGUAAAGCCAAUGCUGUGUCUAUCUCUGAAACCAAGAACACCGGUAUAGUUGUAGACUCGUUGAUCUCUGGUGUCGAUAUCAUUAAGUCGUAUAAGUUUGGCUUACAGAUUGUUGGUGUAGUCGCAAUUAUUAGCAUCGACAAAUCUGAUGAAGGUAGUGUGUAUUUGUCCAAGGAGUCAGUGGAAGCUGAUGCUCAGGUUUUCACCAGUAGCACCACUGCGUUGAACAUCAAUGUUCCUACCGCUGACGACUACGAGGAGUUGGCAGUUCCCGAACAGUUCAAGCACACCAUCAAGAACGGUAAGUUGCAGAGCGAUGUUGUUGAACAUGUGGGUUGAUAGAAUAGUAUGCGAUUGCUACAUGAAUGAAUUUCUGAGAGUGAAAAAUGCAAGUAAAUGAAAUAGAAAUGUAAGAGAAGAAUACAAUCUGACCUCUGG
This is a messenger RNA of Scheffersomyces stipitis CBS 6054, 1715 nucleotides long. It is a transcript of the gene SRV2, whose product is annotated as adenylate cyclase-binding protein. NCBI's taxonomy places the organism in Eukaryota, Fungi, Ascomycota, Pichiomycetes, Serinales, Debaryomycetaceae. Gene Ontology annotation, molecular function: adenylate cyclase binding; actin binding. Gene Ontology annotation, biological process: regulation of adenylate cyclase activity; cytoskeleton organization. The record is from RefSeq and is a predicted model, not a curated record. The transcript has 2 exons. Gene Ontology annotation, cellular component: cytoplasm. Bases 12 to 1616 code for a protein of 534 amino acids.